Molecule: messenger RNA, 2382 nt
Organism: Triplophysa dalaica
Lineage: Eukaryota; Metazoa; Chordata; Actinopteri; Cypriniformes; Nemacheilidae
Gene: erg
Product: ETS transcription factor ERG
Exons: 10
Coding region: 110-1486 (458 amino acids)
Biological process (GO): regulation of transcription by RNA polymerase II; cell differentiation
Cellular component (GO): nucleus
Molecular function (GO): DNA-binding transcription factor activity, RNA polymerase II-specific; sequence-specific DNA binding
Source: RefSeq, a predicted model, not a curated record
UCUCAUCCUCUUUAAACCGAGUUCAACAGAACCGCAGCUUACACACGCCGACCGUAAAACAUCACAUUUAAAUAAAACGGGUGGACAGACGGGCCAGUCCUGCUCUGCCAUGGCCAGCACCAUCAAGGAGGCGCUGUCAGUGGUGAGUGAGGAUCAGUCUUUAUAUGAGUGCACAUACAGAGAGUCUGAUGGUGAGACAGAGAUGACGGCUUCAGCGUCCAGUGAAUUCAUCAGUCCCAAAGUUCAGCAUGAUUGGUCGGCUCCGCCCACUGGACGUGUCACGGUGAAGAUGGAGUGCGGUGCAGGAGCGGAGCAGGUGAACGGCUCCAGAAGUUCUGCAGAUUGUAAUGUAGGUAAAGGAAAAGUCUCUUCUGGUCCAAAUGUUCCAGUGACCUUCAAUAACUACAUGGAGGACAAACAUGUGCCACCCAUGAGCACCAAUGAACGCAGAGUUAUUAUACCUGCAGAUCCCAGCGUGUGGUCCACAGAUCACGUGCAGCAGUGGUUGGAUUGGGCCGUGAAGGAAUAUUCUCUUCCAGACGUGAACGUGUGUCUGUUUCACAGCGUGGAUGGGAAGCGGUUGUGUAAGAUGAGCAGAGACGAGCUUCAGCAUCUCACCGGCAUCUACACGGCUGAUGUUCUUCUCUCUCAUCUGCACUACCUCAGAGAGACUCCUCUUCCUCACUUGACCUCAGAUGAUGUUGACAAAGCCUUGCAAAACUCUCCACGGUUAAUGCAUGCGCGCAAUACAGGAGGAGCAAGUUUUAUUUUCCCAAACGCCUCCAUUUAUCCGUCAGACGCUCCCCGAUGUCAAAGCAGAGCAGACUUCAGUUAUGAUGCUGUCCGCCGCUCUGUGUGGCCUCAAACACUGUCUGCAUCUAAAGUUUCUCAGAGUUCUGCUGCUGUUAUGACCAAAGUUGAAGAGCACAGAGGCCAGCUAGAUCUGUAUCAGAUUUUGGGACCCACCAGUAGCAGAUUGGCCAAUCCAGGUUCUGGUCAGAUCCAGUUGUGGCAGUUCCUCCUGGAGCUUCUGUCCGACAGCUCUAACUCGUCCUGCAUCACAUGGGAGGGCACCAACGGAGAGUUUAAGAUGACCGACCCGGACGAGGUGGCCCGACGCUGGGGCGCGAGGAAAAGCAAACCCAACAUGAACUAUGACAAGUUGAGUCGAGCUCUGCGCUACUACUAUGACAAAAACAUCAUGACCAAAGUGCACGGCAAACGCUACGCUUAUAAGUUUGACUUCCACAGCAUCGCGCAGGCCCUGCAGCCCCACCCUCCAGAGUCGCCAGUCUACAAAUACCCGACGGAUCUGCCCUACAUCAGCUCAUACCAGCCUCAGAAGAUCAACUUCAUGUCUCCUCAGACGAUGCCUGUCGCCUCCUCCGCUUUCUUUGCGGCCCCGAGCCCUUACUGGAACUCCCCCGCGCCGGGCAUCUACCCCACCCCCCGCCACCCCCCCGCUCACAUGGGCUCCUACUACUAAACAUUUGACAAAUCUUGUUCCUUUGUAAAUUUUAGGAACGGUUUUCUGGACAGGGUUAGAAAGAGGUGUCAAGACAAGCUGACACAAAGCCUAAAAUAUGUCAUUGUUGUGUCUGGAGAUGGACCCAGUAGUGCUUCUUGUGAGGCAUAUUCAUCCUGUUCUAAUCGAAGAAAAACAGAAAAACUGCAGCGAUGAAACUCAAAGUGUCACAGAGUCGACCAGAAAACAGCAUUCUGAAUGAAGGCGAAAGAUGCAAAAGGCUGACAAUGAUCAUAAAUGCAUGACCAGUUACUGAAUAAUCUAUAAAUUUAAUGCAUUAAACUGCCUUAUUUUACUAAAGACAGAGACAGAGAGAGAGAGAGAGAGAGAGAGAGACAGAGAGAGAGAGAGAGACAGUGGGAGAUAUGUGAGGUGAGACAGUCAGUGAAUAUGAGAAUGACUUUUAUAUCUUAAAAUAUUAUGUUGUGUGUAAAACGAGAUAUCUGCAUCUUUCUUUUGUUCUGUAGAUAAUCUGGAAGUGUCGUUUUUUAAGACUUCAAACCUUUAAAGACGGAGGUUGAUUUUUAUAAAUCAGUGCCUUACAGAAUGAAUACCUGAUUGGGAUAUUAAUAUUAUGUUAUGAGUCGCGAACGCUGUGCGUUUGUAAGAGUAACAAUUCAAUUUUAUAUUUCUUUUCUAUAAUAGAUAUAUAACUUAAACAUUUACGAGUUGAUCUCAGCCGGCCAAAGACUUUUGAUAGAAGAUGAAGUGAAGUGUGGUCGUGGUGUUUGAAUGAAGCUCUAUGUUGUUUACAAGUGUUGGUCUCCGUUCAGAGAGAAUCUGAUGCUCUGAGACAUCAUAUACUCCAAAUAAAUUAUAUGGUUUUCCACUGAAUCAUUAUAAUAAAACAAUAUUUU